Messenger RNA from Mollisia scopiformis, 1968 nucleotides. RefSeq lists its product as uncharacterized. The record is from RefSeq and is a predicted model, not a curated record. The coding region runs from base 1 to 1968 and encodes 655 amino acids. Gene Ontology annotation, molecular function: zinc ion binding; DNA-binding transcription factor activity, RNA polymerase II-specific; sequence-specific DNA binding. Lineage: Eukaryota; Fungi; Ascomycota; Leotiomycetes; Helotiales; Mollisiaceae. The transcript is spliced from 6 exons. Gene Ontology annotation, biological process: DNA-templated transcription; positive regulation of transcription by RNA polymerase II.
AUGCCUCGCUCAGGGCCAAGUGCCGCAGAUACUCCUUUACUAAGGGUAUCACGACCAGUCUCUGCGUGCUCAAGAUGUCGCGCAGCCAAGAUUAAGUGCGAUGGCAAAUUGCCAGCUUGCACAGCAUGUGAGAAAUCAGGCCGUGCAGGAGAAUGUUCAAGUGCCAAUGACCAGUUUGCAAAAGGCAAAGAGCGAAGCUAUGUUGCUUCCCUGGAAUCCCGCGUUGAAAAACUUGAAAAGCGGCUUGCGUAUGCUAGAUUGCGGAAAGCAUCCGUGGCGAUGCACGAUAACGAUGACCCAGUUGAGGCGCCAGAUCGCAAAGACUCACUGGCGACGAUACGUGCUGCCAUUCACGGAAAAGCUGCUCGGCGAAGAGAGGCAGCCGAUGUGAAUGAGCUUGUCUCCGAUUUUGGAUUCCUGUCUGUGAACGCCACCACUCGUGACUUUGAAACGUCUACGAGCAACAUGACCUUUGCACGGCUAGUUCUAGCUGCUACGAACAAUGAAGGUGUACCCAAGUCACAGCCUUUUCAGCUUCCCUCUAGACCGGCGGCUAUGGCAUUGGUACAAUUCUAUCUCGAUAAUGUCUUUGCCCUUUUUCCAGUGUUUUCCGAAACCGCCUUAUUUAACGCUCUUGAUGCAGUGUAUCAAGAAAAUGGACGUCCUGUUACAGACUUCGAGCAUUGGCUACUUUAUAUGGUCCUUGCAAUUGGCGCGAAUGGCCAAUCUAGGAGCAGCAAGGACGCAUAUUAUGCAGAUGGUGUUCUCUGGGUUGGUCGAGCUCUACGUUAUGCUGACCGAGUCCUCAUGCCGGGAUAUGUAUCCCAGAUACAAGCUUUACUUCUGCUUGUACAGUAUUCAAUGCUAGACCCGGCUCACUUCGACAGUUGGCAGUUGAUCGGGUUUGCAUGUCGAGCAGUAGUGGACCUGGGUUUCCAUCAAGACCCUCCAAAGGAGCAAGUCAGCGACAAGAACACUCUUGAAUUAAGAAGGAAGAUUUUCUACUGUGUCUAUUCGCUUGACCGUAUGGUGCAUGCCAGAUCAUUCUCAUUCACAGAUGACUCUACUAGUGUCACUUUUCCACAAGCACCAGCCACUGUCACAGCAACUACUUCUACUGGAAACCCUGUGCAAGGGCCACACUCGAUGGAAACAGCUCUGCUAUUGUUUCAAUUGCGACAGCUGCAGUCUUCGUGGUAUCAAGAGCUUUUCCAGUCUAGCCGAGAUCCAUUGCAAAACUCCUCGACAUACAUUUGGCAAAUGUGUCAGGAAAUGCGCGAAUGGUCCGAAUCGUUUCCCGAUAGUCUUCCACUGGCUUUCAAGGACUUCUUCGAUCUUGAGCUUCUGUACAGUUAUGUCUACUGUUUGGCUCCGUCUUGUCGUGUACAGGCGCCCUCUGCACAUGGCAAGACUUUGAUCUUCGAGUAUAGUAUAGCAUACAUGCAAAAAAUAUUCCCGAUCAGCCGGGAUCCGAUCAACACAGCCUUCUAUACAUAUCACGAUGCCUUGAGGGUCUAUUUCAUCGGCGGACAAUUCCUUGCUGUUCUAGGCGAUAAUCAAGACCAGCUACUGAACGGUAUCACUCAAUUUCCUGUAGCUGUCGCAGGUUCUCCACCGCCGCCGCCACUUCCCAGCAACGCAGGGAUGGACAGCAUUGAUCGCAGUAUCAAUUGCAUCACUCACAUCAAGGAGACACUCAAGACUUUUGGGCAUCGGUGGGAUGAUUCACAAGCUCUUCUCACCAAUUUCGAAUUGCAAGCUGCACCAUUAUCUGCAGCUCUACUGCGUCGAAAGCAUCAUAUAGAUGACUUUUCACGAAACAGCCAUAGUCCACCAAACUAUAUGCCCCAGCCCAGUUUCGAUGCGGUUGGUAAUAUCAUCGCGGAUGAUUGGUCAAAUAUGGGCUCGGGAUACGUUCACACCAACGUGUUGUCAGGAGGAUCCGGUACGGGACAGCAUGGUGUAUAG